UCUUCCUUGAGAAGCCCAUUUAACGAAACAGCCCACGUCCUUUGCUCGUGUCGCCUCUCUGUCUGGCUUCUUUCUGCGUCUGUCGUGUCACUGGAAAAUGGAUCGAUCUCAAUUUCUGCUCUUAGGUUUACCAAUCUUUCUAUUUUUCACCGACGUUGUUAAUCUAUUUACGGUACCACCACCGCCAAAAUCCGCUCAAAAUGAUCUUAGCAGCUUCCGAUCCAAGCCCAAUUCAGUUCUCCACCAACAGCCCCUUCAAUUUCCAAUUCAGAAAUCAUCGUCAUCCGCUAUCGGAGGAGUAGGCGGCGGCGUUGGUAAUAUUGGCUUUGGCAGCACCAUUAAUAUCGACUUCUGUGCUUCUUGUUCUUAUAGAGGAACUGCUGUAACUAUGCAAAACAUGCUGGAAACACAAUUUCCUGGUAUUAAUGUAAUUUUGGCGAACUAUCCUCCCUCAUUUCCAAAGCGCUUACUGAGCAAAGUUGUUCCAGUUUUUCAAUUUGGAAUCAUUGGAGUAAUAAUGGCUGGUGAACAAAUUUUUCCAAGGUUAGGAUUUGCAGUUCCACCUCCUUGGUACUAUUCUUUACGUGCAAACAGAUUUGGAAGUAUUGCGAGCACUUGGCUUUUUGGAAACUUCAUUCAAUCCUUUCUCCAGAGUUCUGGUGCUUUUGAAGUAUAUUGCAAUGGUGAAUUGGUUUUCUCCAAGCUGACAGAAAACAGGUUCCCUGGUGAAAUCGAGUUGAGGGAUCUUGUUGGCAAAAAACUUGCUCAUACAAGAAUUGUUCAUGGCGAUGGAAGUGUCUUGUCUUAGUGCUCUGACAAGUCGACGUGAGUUAUCUCUGACAAGUCGAUGUGAGUUAUACUUCUCAUAUGCAUGAUGCAGGAAGCAGAUACACUAAUGAUGGAGAAGAUAUGGCCUCUUUUUCUGUUCCUUACUUCUGCAGUUCUGCUUCCAUUCAUUCUCAGGGCUGGCAUUAAUUGUGAUAGGGACUUAACAGUUCUCCUGAAGACUUUUUUUUUUUUUUUUUAAUGAAAUUGGAAAUAAUUUUCAAUUUUAUUUAUAAUUUUGGGAUAUUAUUUGUGAUACAUUGUCUGGAUUACCAGAUUCAUUAAUAGUGCAAUCAAUAAAUGAAAUCUUCCAUUUCGUAUCA
Messenger RNA from Hevea brasiliensis (rubber tree), 1148 nucleotides. RefSeq names its product selT-like protein. Gene Ontology annotation, cellular component: endoplasmic reticulum membrane. Gene Ontology annotation, biological process: cell redox homeostasis. Gene Ontology annotation, molecular function: thioredoxin-disulfide reductase (NADPH) activity. The transcript is spliced from 4 exons. The record is from RefSeq and is a predicted model, not a curated record. The coding region runs from base 98 to 808 and encodes 236 amino acids. Lineage: Eukaryota; Viridiplantae; Streptophyta; Magnoliopsida; Malpighiales; Euphorbiaceae.